CUUUAACAUACAACAGUUCGUCAUGUCUAUUCUGAAGAACGUAUUUGCCAUUCAUGGUGUUUUCGAAGGUCUUCUUGGCUUUACUGUCUUCUUUUUCCCUCAAUUGUUUGCUUCUUACGUAAACUUGGCCGAAGGUCAGGGUGAAUUCAUAAUGCGCGCUUUUGGCGCUGGUAUUCUAGCUCUUGGAACAGGCGGUAUAUUGUGCAAUGGAAUGCCUGACGUACUUCCUUGUAAGCGAGCAAUAGGCGCUAGUUUUCUCGCCUUUCAUGGUUUACUUGCUUUCCUUUCCUUCCAGUCGCGCAAGAAUGGUUCAUUGACUGACUUGGUGGGUUGGGUAGCCUGUGGUAUCCAUUCAGUCAUGGCUGUGCUAUUUUAUGUUUGGUACAAGGUUACAGAAAGUCAAGUCAAGACUUACACCAAGAAGAAUGGUCCUAAACACGACCAUUAGUAUUUGUGAUUAUAACAUAGAUUAUGAACAUUCGAUUUUAUUUCUCUUUCAAUAUUUUUAGCAUAAUAAAAAGACAACUACAACGCUGAGAAAUCCAGU
Messenger RNA from Phycomyces blakesleeanus NRRL 1555(-), 547 nucleotides. RefSeq lists its product as hypothetical. The coding region runs from base 23 to 448 and encodes 141 amino acids. Lineage: Eukaryota; Fungi; Mucoromycota; Mucoromycetes; Mucorales; Phycomycetaceae. The record is from RefSeq and is a predicted model, not a curated record. The transcript has 3 exons.